Molecule: messenger RNA, 546 nt
Organism: Penicillium diatomitis
Lineage: Eukaryota; Fungi; Ascomycota; Eurotiomycetes; Eurotiales; Aspergillaceae
Exons: 1
Coding region: 1-546 (181 amino acids)
Biological process (GO): cellular response to carbon dioxide; cellular response to oxidative stress
Cellular component (GO): cytoplasm
Molecular function (GO): carbonate dehydratase activity; zinc ion binding
Source: RefSeq, a predicted model, not a curated record
AUGGUCUUCUCCCGCCACCUCUUCAAUCAAAGCCGCCUUCGCAUUCCCAUUCCCCGUGCUCGCAUCUCAGGCAGCUCAGCCCUCUGCUACUACACCCUCAAAAUGCCCAUCCGGAUGUACACCGACACUCCCCCAUCCUCACCUCCUCCUACGUCCUCUCACCCCUCUGAAAAUCAAUCUCACCAACCCACCAACCCACCAAGCGACUCAACCCACACCCUCCGCACCAACUUCAUCCCUCGCCCCGACCACCUCUCCAAACAGAUCCUCUGGAUCGGGUGCUCCGACAGCGACUGCACCGAGACCACGACCCUCAACUUCCUCCCAGAAGAGAUGCUGGAGCACCGCAAUCUAGGCAAUAUGAUCAUUCCGGGAGAUCUGUCGAGUGAGAUCUCCAUUCGCCACGCGGUGUGCGAGUUGCGAGUGAAGCAUAUCGUGGUGUGUGGACAUUACGGGUGUGGGAUUGUGAGGGCGUCAUCGAGGGAGGGACUACCGGGCCUGUGGUCAAGGUGCGUAUACCGUGUACUCGACGUGUUGGAACUAUAA